Messenger RNA from Mobula hypostoma (lesser devil ray), 2172 nucleotides. RefSeq names its product zinc finger protein 16-like. The transcript has 2 exons. The record is from RefSeq and is a predicted model, not a curated record. Lineage: Eukaryota; Metazoa; Chordata; Chondrichthyes; Myliobatiformes; Myliobatidae. Gene Ontology annotation, biological process: regulation of transcription by RNA polymerase II. The coding region runs from base 1425 to 1967 and encodes 180 amino acids. Gene Ontology annotation, molecular function: DNA-binding transcription factor activity, RNA polymerase II-specific; RNA polymerase II cis-regulatory region sequence-specific DNA binding.
CUUUAACAAACUUCUAUAGAUGUGUGGUGGAGAGUGUACUGUCUGCUUGCAUCAUGGCCUGGUAUGGAAACACCAAUGUCCUUGAAUGGACAUCCUACACAAAGCAGUGGAUGCUUCCCAGUCCAUCGUGGGUAAAGCCCUCCACACCACUGAGCACAUCUACGAGGAGCGUGCUCACAGGAAAACAGCAUCCAUCAUCACAGAUCCCUACCUCUCAGCCAAGCUCUCUUCCCACUGCUGCCAUUAGGAAGAAAGUGCAGCAGCCUCAGGACCCACACCACCAAGUUCAGGACAGUUCUUCCUCCUCAAUCAUCAGAGGCAAUAACUUCACUUCUUUUUUAGAUUAGAUUAUGAGGACACUCAGUCCUCGUUUAUUGUUAUUUAGAUAUGCAUGCAUUAAAAGAUGAUACAAUGUUCCUCCGGUAUGGUAUCACAGAAACACAAGACAGACCAAGACUAACACUGACAAAAACCACAUAAUUAUAACAUAUAGUUACAACAGUGCAAAGCAAUACCAUAGUUUGAUAAGAGCAGACCAUGGGCACUGUAAGAAAAAAGUCUCAAAGUCCCGAAAGCCCAUCAUCUUACACAGACGGUAGAAGGAAGAAACUCUUCCUGCCAUGAGCUUCCAGCACCACAAACUUGCCGAUGCAGCACCCUGGAAGCACCCGACCACAGUCCGACUAUGAGUCCGUCCGAAAACUUCGAGUCUCCGACCAGCCCUCCGCCACCGAGCACCGAACACCAUCCUCUACCAAGCGCUUCGACCCUGCCCCGGCCGCCAAGCAACAGGCAGAGCUGAGAAUUCGGGGCCUUCCCCUCGGGAGAUUUCGGAUCACACAGUAGCAGCAGCAGCGAAGCAGAUAUUUCAGAACUUUCACCAGAUCUCCAUGCUCUCACGUCUGCCUCCAUCAAAUCAGAAUUGCCUCAUCACUAACCUAUUCCAACAACCAAAUGACUCACUUUCAAAGUCUCUUUAUCUCAAAUUCUUAAUAUUUAUUUCUUAUUUAUAUAUUUUUUUGUAUUUGUAUUGUUUUUUUUUCACUUAUUAUCCUUCCCGUUUGUGUGGUCUUCCAUUGAUUUUAUUACUGUUAUUGGAUUUAUUGAGUAUUCCUGCAAGAAAAUGAAUCUCAAGGUUGUAUAUGGUGACAGGUAUGUUCUUUGAGAAUAAACUUACUUCGAAGUUUGAACUUUUGAACUUUGAUGUCACGGUCACGGGCUCGAACCUGACCUGGUUGGGCGGGACAUGGAUCGCAUCUUCCCUGUGAUUGGAGUGUAGAAAUGAUGGAUCGGUUGCGGAAGAAUCUCAUUGGGUGAAGUCCUGUACCUGAGUUGGGACCGAGGAACGAUAUAAGAAGUGUCCUGGUAGCGGAACACACAAACAUACGGGUAUAUGCGUUUUUCCGACGCACGGCGCCCGAGAGAUGGAAGCAGGGAGAAUGGGUAACUGGACCACCUCACGGGACGCAGAGACUGAUCCAAAGUUAGGGGCACUGAGGCCGCGGGUCGUCCUGCGGAGAUUGAAACUUUCAGUCCGGAACCACAGGGCAACGGGGGAAAGAUUGAUCCAAACGACGAGCCGAGAUCAGCCAGAGUCACUCAGCCCACCAGGGUCUGAAUACCACCAGCCCUUGGUUGGGGGAGAUCGCAGUCCCAUUCACAGUGGGGAGAAACUGUUCUCAGGUUCUGAGUGUGGAGAAGGCUUCAGCCAAGCAUCUAGACUGUCGAGAUUGCAAAGCCACUACCCCAAGGAGAAACGAUGGAAAUGUGGGGAAUGUGGCAAGGCGUUCUAUUACCCGUCUCAUCUGGAAAUUCAUCGGCGCAGUCACACCGGGGAAAGGCCCUUCACCUGCCCUGUGUGUGGGAAGGCAUAUUCCAAUUCGUCUACCCUGUCUAGACACCAGCAUGUUCACUCCAUGGAGAAACUGUCUGCCUGCUCAGUGUGGGAAGGGAUGCAUUCAGCUUGACAUGUUAAUGGUACAUCGCCUAGUUCACGCUGCUGAGAAGCUGUUUGACUGCCUCGUGUGUGGGAAAGGAUUCACUAGGUCUGACAAACUAGAAAUAUGCCAGCAAGAGCAUGUAAAGAAUAGACCUUCCCUUUCAGUAUGGGAAGGGCGCUGCUUGAUCAUGGGGAUUAAGACACGUUGGCAAAUUCAUACUGGAGGGAGGGUG